AUGGAAAUUGUAAGUUACCUUGUUAAAGAAGGUGCUCAAGUAAACAAACAACAUAAAGACGGAGUCACUGCACUUCAUUUUGCUGCACGAAACGGAUCAAUGGAAAUUGUACGUUACCUUGUUAAAGAAGGUGCUGAACUAAAUAAACAAAGUGAAGACGGAGUCACUGCACUUCAUUGUGCUGCAUUAAACGGAUCAAUGGAAACUGUACGUUACCUUGUUAAAGAAGGUGCUGAAGUAAAUAAACAACUUAAAGAUGGAGUCACUGCACUUCAUUAUGCUGCACAAAACGGAUCAAUGGAAAUUGUAAGUUACCUUGUUAAAGAAGGUGCUGAAGUAAAUAAACAAGAUAAAGAUGGAGACACUGCACUCCAUUGUGCUGCACGAAAAGGAUCAAUGGAAAUUGUAAGUUACCUUGUUAAACAAGGUGCUGAACUAAAUAAACAAAGUGAAAACGGAGUCACUGCACUUCAUUGUGCUGCACAAAACGGAUCAAUGGAAAUUGUAUGUUACCUUGUUAAAGAAGGUGCUGAAGUAAAUAAACAAGAUAAAGACGGAGACACUGCACUCCAUUGUGCUGCACGAAAAGGAUCAAUGGAAAUUGUAAGUUACCUUGUUAAACAAGGUGCUGAAGUAAAUAAACAACAAGAGGGAGUCACUGCACUUCAUUAUGCUGCACGAAACGGAUCAAUGGAAAUUGUAAUUUACCUUGUUAAACAAGGUGCUCAAGUAAAUAAACAACAUAAAGACGGAGUCACUGCACUUCAUUUUGCUGCACGAAACGGAUCAAUGGAAAUUGUACGUUACCUUGUUAAAGAAGGUGCUGAAGUAAAUAAACAACUUAAAGAUGGAGUCACUGCACUUCAUUAUGCUGCACAAAACGGAUCAAUGGAAAUUGUAAGUUACCUUGUUAAAGAAGGUGCUGAAGUAAAUAAACAACUUAAAGAGGGAGUCACUGCACUUCAUUAUGCUGCACAAAACGGGUCAUUGGAAAUUGUGCUGAACUAA
Molecule: messenger RNA, 1008 nt
Organism: Gigantopelta aegis
Lineage: Eukaryota; Metazoa; Mollusca; Gastropoda; Neomphalida; Peltospiridae
Product: putative ankyrin repeat protein RF_0381
Exons: 2
Coding region: 1-1008 (335 amino acids)
Biological process (GO): regulation of barbed-end actin filament capping
Cellular component (GO): cytoplasm; nucleus
Molecular function (GO): protein binding
Source: RefSeq, a predicted model, not a curated record